Molecule: messenger RNA, 1305 nt
Organism: Fusarium venenatum
Lineage: Eukaryota; Fungi; Ascomycota; Sordariomycetes; Hypocreales; Nectriaceae
Source: RefSeq, a predicted model, not a curated record
AUGAAGGACCUCAUAGAAACCCCGUCUGCGACGGCAGAUCCUCAAUCCUCUGAGAAUGUCCUCUCUAUUCCCGGUCCUUCAACUGUUACCCUUUCGAAAUCUCGAUCUAGCUGGUGCUGCAUUGACGACAACCGCUUACGGAACAACCUCUUCGCCGCCGUCGGAUUUCUCGAGCUCGCAAACGCGGGUGAUUUCGCCGCCAACGUGUGGAACGACGUACCGGUUCCCAUCUACGCUAUUGUCUUCAUGGCCAUCGGAGGAACUUCAGCAUUCGUCUUGUCAAUAUGUGCUUUUUUUGACUCGAGGAAGGCCUGGAGGAAUAUCAAGUUUCUGAAACAACAGAAGAAACUGUUGAAAGCCGAAGAGACAUCCUUGAGUCGGGAUGUUUUCGUUGAGAUCACAACACGCGAAUUGAGAAUAGAAGUUAUCAACCGUUGGCUCAUGGAUCUACUUAUGGGCGGGGGUGCUAUGCUCAUCAGUACCGGUACAUUUAUGGCGAUCGGGGGAGCCAAUCCCAAAGUCUGGCUCGCCAGUAACAUCCUCUCCGGUUAUCUUGGAAACGCGCCUAUCGCUCUCUUCGGUCUGUUGAGUGCUAUCUGGGCUGUCAUGGUGGUAUUUAAGAUGACGUCCCACCGCGCCGCAGCACGAAAAGAACUCCAAGGGUCACCGACGCUGCGCGUUCUCAAGGAGAGAUGUUUCAACGUACAAGUAUUCUUCAUACUUAAUGGAGCCUCCAACAUUCUCGGUGGCGUCGGCUCCAUGUUGACGGCUGAGAGAUGGUGGGGAUACGUAAUCCUUAUUCCUGUUAUUAUAUCCUCCAUCUUCUGCAACAUUUGGUGGCGACACCGCGUUGGUUACGAUCGCCCAUACAUCUCAACACUUCCUGCCACUAAUCUCGAAAUAAUUACUGAGACUAUUGAGGCAACGUCGCAACUACGACAUGGUAUCCAAGACGGCGCAGGCGUUAACCUUGAGCAUAUCUUUGGAGAUUCUGUCACCCUUCAGGAAGUUUUGGAACUUUUUGUCAAGCACGAUUUAUUUGAACAACUUUCUCUUCGUCUGGUUGCGAACAAGCAUGUCAGACACCUCUUUGUCCAUGCUGAGGUCACAAGUGUACAAGUCAGCGUUGAUGGUAUCUUGGCUGUAGCAGAGGAAUACCACGCUACAAUUAUGGGUAUUUCAAUGACAUUCUUGAAGAAGCACGGUCCUAGGCACCUGCUGCAUCGCGAACGGUUUUUGUUAGAAGUCCUGGGGACUUAUCUCGUGGAACACAAGAAGAGGGAGGAGGUGACAGUUGAGAAAUAA